Tribolium madens (black flour beetle) is the source of this 965-nucleotide messenger RNA. It is a transcript of the gene Smug, whose product is annotated as single-strand selective monofunctional uracil DNA glycosylase. The transcript is spliced from 2 exons. Gene Ontology annotation, molecular function: single-strand selective uracil DNA N-glycosylase activity; oxidized pyrimidine nucleobase lesion DNA N-glycosylase activity. Lineage: Eukaryota; Metazoa; Arthropoda; Insecta; Coleoptera; Tenebrionidae. Bases 90 to 965 code for a protein of 291 amino acids. Gene Ontology annotation, biological process: base-excision repair. The record is from RefSeq and is a predicted model, not a curated record.
CCCCCAAUUACAGGAAUCUGUAGUUUUUGGUUCAUGAUUUUCAAAACAAACUAAUAUUAUUUUCAUAGCACAGAAAUACGAACAAUUUCAUGGGAUUUAUCGACAAGGUUGGUAAACUGUGCCCCCUAACCAUGCUGAAACGCAAGCUGUCCAAAACUGCCCCUGACAAAUUCCUAAAACUCCCACGUGCCGCCCCGGAAGCCUCCAGCUCUGACGAUUUUGCCCAAAAGUUCUUAAACAUCCAACUAGAAUUGAACACAGCCCUGAAGCCCCUUCAAUUCAAGCCCCCAGUGGCGUAUGUGUACAACCCCGUGGAGUACGCCUUCAAAGCGAACGAAGCCUACGUGAGAAAGUACUGCCAGGGCCCCAAAAAGCUCCUCUUUUUGGGCAUGAACCCCGGCCCUUUCGGCAUGUGCCAGACGGGGGUGCCUUUCGGCGAAAUCAAGUCGGUCCGCGAUUGGCUAAAAAUCGAAGAGGAAGUCGGUAAGCCGGAGAAAGAGUGCCCCCAGCGUCCCGUCUUGGGCUUCGCCUGCACCCGCUCCGAAGUCAGCGGAGACCGACUUUGGAACGUCCUGAAAAAACUAUGUGGCACCCCUGAAAAGUUCUUCAGGAAUUGCUUCAUUUACAACUAUUGUCCUAUAGCCAUGUUGAAGAGCGAUGGGGGCAACUUGACCCCACGCGACAUCAAGGACACCCAAGUCUUGGAAGAAAUCUGCGACAGACACUACUUCCAAAUCAUCCAAUUGCUCCAACCUGAAAUCAUCAUCGGAAUCGGGGAAUACGCCGAAAAACGGUCUUUAGCCACCCUGAAAACCAACAACAGCGAUAUCAGAGUCAUCAGACUGCCCCACCCGAGUCCCCGCUCGAAAAACAACCAAAACUGGCCUGAAAAAGCCGAAACUUUCUUCAAAAACCACGACUUGCUGAAAUACAUGACUGAUGGAGCCCCAACUGACCAAAACUGA